AUGUCCGGUCCAUCCAUUCCAAAGAACAAGUCGCCCAGCGCCUCCUCCGUCUCUCUUUCUCAGAUCCUCGUCAGACGAUCAGGCCGUCUCUUUUUCCGCGACUCAACCAUUCCGUAUCCCUUACCCUGUGACCUCGCAGAGAUCCAUCGUCAGACCCUGAGGUCCAUGGUCCUGAUGCAAGUUUUCGACGCUCCAUUUUGUGCACCGUAUUUCGAGGUCAACCCACCAAGAAGGGUCCUUGAGGUGGCAUGCGGAUCGGGGACUUGGUCAACGGCCUGUCAUGAUUAUAUCGGACGUGGUUCCUCAACGUCGUUCACUGGCUUGGAUAUCCUGCCACUUGCCCCGGACUUGUCAAAGGCUGGACUGAAAUGGCAAUUUGUUCAACACGACCUACGCAAACAGCCUCUCCCUUUCGCUGAUGGCUCCUUCGAUUUCGUCUUCGUCAAGGACACAAGUCUCUGCACAUCUGCCGCCAGCCUGCAAGCCGAGCCAUUGGCCGAGAUGCUAAGGGUGUUAAAAUCGGGCGGAACACUUGAAGUCUGGGAUUCUGACUAUAUCGUUAGAACUCUUCUGCCAAACCCGCCCAUCGCGCCCGGCUUGUCAGAGGAACAGCUGGAGCAAGCUGAGGAAACUGCCACUUACACAAUAUCAGCAGCAACGCCUUUCGCUCAAGCGCAGAAUCAAUAUCUCCAGGACUAUAAUGCAUGGGCAACGAGAGCUUUUGAGAAGAGGAAAUUGACAGGGGUGCCUUGUGCCUUCAUUGGAAUGGCUUUCUCGGCAGAGAACGAGUCUUUCCGUGAUUAUGGUAGCCGCCGGAUAGCCAUACCUUUGAGCGAGGUCCGGUGGGAGAAAGACCCUCAUGUUCGGAAAGGCUCGAUAGGUCGAGUCGAAUCGUCUGAAGAUUCUCGUCCUCGAGCAAGAAUUUUGAAUCCUGAUCAACUUGCCUUGCGCAGGACGGCGCUAAAUACCAUCGUCCAGAUGAUCGAGGGUCUGGAGCCAAUGCUCAUGGACGCAAGCGGAAAGAGCAAGGAUGAAUGGGAUCGGUGGUGGGCGGCCAUGAUCACCGACCUUCUUCAUGACGAAGGAACAGCAAAUGGAGAAUGUUUGGAGGUGGGUGCUUGGUGGGGACAGAAGAUAUAA
Messenger RNA from Endocarpon pusillum Z07020, 1140 nucleotides. RefSeq lists its product as uncharacterized. The coding region runs from base 1 to 1140 and encodes 379 amino acids. The transcript has a single exon. Gene Ontology annotation, molecular function: methyltransferase activity. Lineage: Eukaryota; Fungi; Ascomycota; Eurotiomycetes; Verrucariales; Verrucariaceae. The record is from RefSeq and is a predicted model, not a curated record.